This is a messenger RNA of Eucalyptus grandis, 1353 nucleotides long. Its product is annotated as putative disease resistance RPP13-like protein 1. Gene Ontology annotation, molecular function: ADP binding. Bases 1 to 1353 code for a protein of 450 amino acids. Lineage: Eukaryota; Viridiplantae; Streptophyta; Magnoliopsida; Myrtales; Myrtaceae. The transcript has a single exon. The record is from RefSeq and is a predicted model, not a curated record. Gene Ontology annotation, biological process: defense response to other organism.
AUGACCAACGACUCCAUCAGGAAGUGGCUCGACGAGCUCAAGGACGCCGUGUACGACGCCGACGACCUGUUCGACGAGAUUGCCGCCGAGGAUCUAAAGCGAGAAGCCGGGUGCGAGCCUCGGGCCCUCGCUUGUAAGGUCUGCAGCUUCGCUUCGGACGCUUGUACGAGUGGACUAGGGGAUAAUUUAGAGAAGGUUCUGGAGAGAUUGGAGAGCGUGGUGAAGCAGAGAGAAGUGCUGGGCCUAAGGGAAGGUAUUCGCGAGAGGACGCCUAGAGCUUUGCCGACCACUUCAUUGGUCGAGGAAUCGGGCAUCUUCGGGAGGGAGAAGGACAGGAAGGCGGUGAUCGAGUUGCUCUUGUCGGAUCGGGGCGAAAAGAACACCAGCGUGAUGGCCAUAGUUGGGAUGGGCGGUGUUGGCAAGACCACGCUAUCUCAGCUCGUGUUCAACGAUGGUGUGGUGAAAAGGAGUUUCGAGUUGAGGGCGUGGGUUUCAGUGUCCGACCAAUUCGAUAUCUGCAAGCUGACGGCGAUGGCUCUCGAGGAGUUCUCCUCGUCUAAGAAGGAGGCCGAAAAUCUCAACCAGCUUCAGCUCCAGCUGAAGAACUUAUUGACAGGGAAAAAGUUUCUAUUGGUCUUGGAUGAUUUUUGGAAUGAGGACUUCAAUAUUUGGAAUGCGUUCCUAGUUCCUUUUACCUAUGGAGCAAGAGGCAGCAAAAUCAUCGUGACGACACGAAAUGAAAGAGUCGCAUCGGUUGCUUGUGCCGUCUCAACAUACCCUUUACAGAAGUUGCAAGACAAGGAAUCGUGGGACUUGUUCACAAAACAUGCGUUUGACCAGCAUAACUUCGAGGUGCGCUCGAGACUUGAAGAAAUCGGGCGAAGAAUUGUAAAGAGAUGUGAUGGAUUGCCUCUUGCGCUGAAGACUAUAGGUAGCUUGUUACGCAGUGAGUUUGGUAUCAGGAAGUGGGAAAUAAUUGCAGAGAGUGACAUUUGGGAUUUUCCACCUGGAAAGAAUGAAAUUCUCCCUGCGUUGUUGUUAAGUUAUCAUUACUUUCCUCCACAACUGAAACGAUGUUUUGCCUAUUGUUCAGUCUUCCCAAAGGAUUGUAGAUAUGAGAGGGACCGGCUGAUCUUACUUUGGAUUGCUGAGGGCAUGAUAAAACAACCUAACGACAGCAGGACAUUAGAGGAAGUAGGUGAUCAGUGCUUCUGUGAUCUAGUGUCUAGAUCUUUGCUUCAUAGAGUAAGCGACGUCGAAUCAAGUUUCUGGAUGCAUGACCUGGUCAAUGACUUAGCAAGAUAUGUAGCUAGUCGAUCUUUUUUUAGCUUGGAUGGAGGCAAUGCACACUAG